AUGUCAUCAACACAUCCUGAUAUCGAUUCCAGAGUCCAGAAAGCACUCGUGGGCACCAAGUUCCAGGUUUCGAAACUGGAGAAGAUCACGGGUGGAUCUGUCAAUUGGAUCUAUAAGGCGGAACUUGUGAGGCCUCUGUACAAUGGAGAGGAGGAGGUUUUGGUCAAACACGGAGAGCCGUAUAUGGCGUCCAAACCAGAGUUUGCACUACCCGCACUCCGUAGUACUAUCGAGAUAGAGAGUCUCAAGAUCUUAUCAGCCGUCUCAUCGUUCGGCAAUCAACCGAAUGACACCCACAAUUUCGUUGUACGAACGCCAAAGUUUUAUCAUUUUGAUCAAGACAGUUCAACUCAGGCAUUGGAGUUCUUGUCUGAUGGUAUUCAUUUGAAGGACUAUGCCAUUCAAAACUAUGGCUCAUCGAUGCCUGAAUCAUUCCAGCCCCAGUGCCAUGAACUCGGCAAGGCACUCGGCAGCUGGUUACGGAUUUUCGUCGCAUGGAGUGCUCAACAAGUCAAACACCGAGAUCUUGUGGCCCAGAACGAGUUUGGUCAAGCUGUUCGGCACAUGUUGAACUACGCAUGGCUUCAUGAGCGGACUAAGGAAUAUCCAGGUAUUCUCAACGAUGUGGAGGAUAUCCUUACGCAAGUUGAGCAGUUGGCCGCAUCAGAGAAGGAAAACACGGACGAGCUGCAGAUUAUCCACGGAGACUUCUGGACCGGAAAUGUUGUUCUCCCCGACGCUGCUAUCAAAGAAGGCACGAAGAUUCCAGUGUUCGUCGUUGACUGGGAAAUGACGCAACUCGGUCUGCCCAGCGUAGAUUUCGGAGAAAUGAUUGCCGAAAUGUACGCGCUAUGGCUAUACAAGUCCAUCGAUGCGGGACUAUAG
Messenger RNA from Fusarium odoratissimum NRRL 54006, 885 nucleotides. RefSeq lists its product as uncharacterized. Bases 1 to 885 code for a protein of 294 amino acids. NCBI's taxonomy places the organism in Eukaryota, Fungi, Ascomycota, Sordariomycetes, Hypocreales, Nectriaceae. The record is from RefSeq and is a predicted model, not a curated record. The transcript has 3 exons.